AAAUGCCAUGGUAAAGGCAAGGUGUACUGGAGAGAAACUAGUAAUGGGUUUUCGAACAUUUUUGAGGGCAAAGAAGAGUAUUGUGAACAAGAGCUUGCUCCAUCUUCUCCAGAAAUCAGAUGCUCGUUUCAUUCGUUCGGAAGCCUGGCCAGCAACAAUAGAGACGGGAACCCACGAGUUUGGCUUCGAAUUCAUCUUGCCUGUUGAGGCGCCCUCAUCUUUCGAGAGCCCUCACAGCUACGUUAGGUACAAAGUCAAAGCCCUCGCCAAGCUGCCCUCGGCAUCUGACAAGAAAGCUGAAACUUAUUUCUCCUUCUGCCAGCCUUAUGACCUUAACCGGGACCGUGCUGCCAAGGAGUAUUUCAAUCUGCGUAAGGAGCUGAGUUGGGGCAUAAGGCCCCUGAAGCACGGGCCUGUCACGCUGGAUCUGCAGAGCGCCAGCAAA
Hyalella azteca is the source of this 445-nucleotide messenger RNA. Its product is annotated as arrestin domain-containing protein 2-like. The annotation marks the transcript as partial. NCBI's taxonomy places the organism in Eukaryota, Metazoa, Arthropoda, Malacostraca, Amphipoda, Hyalellidae. The record is from RefSeq and is a predicted model, not a curated record. The transcript is spliced from 3 exons.